AUGGCUGACUUAAUAGAUAGACCUCGUUCUGAGCUCACUGAGCUUGAACUUCAAAAAUUGGAAGAGUUUGAGUUUGCCAAUGGCCCCAUGUCUCUUUUACAGAAUGCAGUCAAUAACAACACCCCAGUGGUUGUAUCGUGUCGUAACAACCAUAAGCUCGUAGCCAAGGUUAAGGCCUUUGACAGACACUGUAAUAUGAUUUUGGAAAAUGUGAAGGAAUUGUGGACUGAAUCAGUUAAGAAUAACAAAGGGAAGAAGAUAAAGACCAUUUCCAAAGAAAGGUUUGUACUGAAGAUGUUUUUAAGAGGUGACUCGGUGAUUAUAGUGUUGAAGGCACAAGUGUAG
[Candida] anglica is the source of this 345-nucleotide messenger RNA. Lineage: Eukaryota; Fungi; Ascomycota; Pichiomycetes; Serinales; Debaryomycetaceae. The record is from the annotation of a GenBank genome assembly.